Polyodon spathula (Mississippi paddlefish) is the source of this 1082-nucleotide messenger RNA. Its product is annotated as CCR4-NOT transcription complex subunit 7. The record is from RefSeq and is a predicted model, not a curated record. Bases 214 to 1074 code for a protein of 286 amino acids. NCBI's taxonomy places the organism in Eukaryota, Metazoa, Chordata, Actinopteri, Acipenseriformes, Polyodontidae. Gene Ontology annotation, molecular function: poly(A)-specific ribonuclease activity; nucleic acid binding. The transcript has 7 exons. Gene Ontology annotation, cellular component: P-body; CCR4-NOT complex; CCR4-NOT core complex.
CAGUUUAAGUGGUAGGGCUGUAAUGGAAGUUGAGAGGUGGAAGCGGUGUGCUGUAUUCGUUAUUUAUAAAAUAAAACUGUUAAACAUUUAAAUUUUAAGCCCCGCUCCUUUCUAAACAAGGUAAAAAGAUAAGGAACAAGACCUACAAUUCUAUGAAACUGUCCCUACCAGCAAGUGUGUUGUUUUUGAUGCCUUGCAUUUAAAUGUGGCAUUAUGCCAGCAGCUACUGUAGAUCAUAACCAAAGAAUUUGCGAGGUCUGGGCUUGCAACCUAGAGGAGGAGCUGAAGAGAAUCCGCCAAGUUAUUCAUAAAUAUAACUACGUUGCAAUGGACACAGAGUUUCCAGGUGUAGUAGCAAGACCAAUCGGAGAAUUCAGAAGCAAUGCUGACUACCAGUACCAGUUACUUCGAUGUAAUGUAGACUUGUUAAAGAUAAUCCAAUUAGGCCUGACUUUCAUGAAUGAACAGGGCGAAUACCCUCCUGGCACUUCAACAUGGCAGUUAAAUUUUAAAUUUAACCUCACGGAGGACAUGUACGCUCAGGACUCCAUAGAACUGCUAACAACAUCUGGCAUCCAGUUUAAAAAACACGAGGAAGAGGGGAUUGAAACACUCUACUUUGCAGAAUUGCUUAUGACCUCUGGUGUGGUACUGUGUGAAGGGGUCAAAUGGCUGUCUUUCCAUAGUGGCUAUGACUUUGGAUACCUAAUCAAAAUCCUAACAAAUUCCAACUUGCCAGAAGAGGAAUUGGAUUUUUUUGAGAUCCUCCGUUUGUUCUUUCCUGUCAUAUAUGAUGUGAAGUAUCUCAUGAAGAGCUGCAAAAACCUCAAGGGUGGCUUGCAAGAAGUAGCUGAACAGCUGGAAUUGGAGAGAAUAGGGCCACAGCACCAGGCUGGCUCAGACUCUCUACUGACAGGCAUGGCCUUCUUUAAAAUGAGAGAGAUGUUCUUUGAGGAUCACAUUGAUGAUGCCAAAUACUGUGGUCACUUGUAUGGCCUUGGUACUGGUUCACCCUAUGUUCAAAAUGGCACAGGCAAUGCAUAUGAGGAAGAAGCUAAUAAACAGCAGUCAUGACACGAUGA